AUGAAAGGUAUACAAAAUUAAUUAGGGAAACCAACGGAAAAUGUCUUAUCUGAAAACAAAGCCAAGUUAUAACACAAAUCAUUCCAUGGUGAACAUGAAUAAAUUCUAUUUAAUCUUACAUCUUCUAUAACAGGAAAAUUCAUAAUUGUAGAAGCAUAAAGAUCGGUUAAAGUUUUAGAUCAGUUAAUUUAAGAUAUAGAAUUUUGCCUUUAUUUAGAUGCUGAAUUUAUUGCUCGUUUUUAAGUAGGAAAAUAUUCAAAAGAUUAAAAGCUUUAAAUCACAGAAGAAACUAUUAAAUUAUUACAAUUAUAAGCAGAACUUGAGUAAAAAUUUAAAGUUUAUGCUAAUUUUAAUAUCAUGAUUACUUAAGGAGAAGAGUUUGAUGAGUCUAAAAAAUAAGAAUCUGAAAAAUUAGAACAUUUAUUGUAAGAAAAUUUCAAGAAUUUGUUAAGAAGAAUGUAGCGUUGUCCAAAAGAUUUCGAAAUUCUUAAAGGAAUUAAAAGAAAUUUAAAUAUUGAAUUAAGUGAGUAUUUAUAUGGGAUUAAGUGUCUUAAAAUUUUAUUCCUGAAAGAACUAAGUAUAACAUAAGCUGAAAAGAACAUUUAAAUUUAACAAUUUUAAAACAUUAAAUCAAAAGUAUAUAUAUCUAUUAUGAAUUAAGGUAGAAGAACAAGAAAAGGUAAAAAGAUAAUUAGAAUAAGACUUAUAUAAUCUAAAGCAGUAAAAUUCUAUUAAUACUGAUGUAAUGAAAGCAGAAAUUGAAAAAUUAAAAUAAGCGCUACAAAAACUCAAAAAUGAAAAAAAGUAAUAAGUGAAUUCCCUGUAAGAUCAAUUAAAAUCCCAAUAUAAUAUUCUUGAAAAAAGUUAAUAAACUAAAAUAGAUUAAUUAUAGGCUGAACUUUAAGGUUUGAGAUCUAAAUUCAUUAAAUUGAGAGAUGAAAAUGCUUAAGAGGAAACUAAGCUCAAGAGACUUAAUAUAAUAUAAGAUUAGGCUUUAUAAGAGGGUGUUUAAAAUUAUGAUAUUAUGAUGGAAGAAACUAUUUAAAAGUUUAAUAACUUAUAGAAAGAAUGUUAACAUAUUGAGUAAUAAUUAAGAGAUAGAAAAUAAUACUUUUUAAUAGUUGAUGCUCAAAAAAGAAAGGAAAAAGAAUUAGAAGAAGAAUUUAAAAAAAAAAAAGAUGCUCAUUAUCUUUAGUAAUCAUAAAAAACAGAGGCAGCAAAACAUAUUUAGUUAUUUUUUAAAUCAUAUUAGAGUAUUCUUUAAAAUAUUAUUUAGCUUCUUAAAAAAAACCAAUCAAACUAAAAUAAGGAUGA
Paramecium sonneborni is the source of this 1314-nucleotide messenger RNA. The record is from the annotation of a GenBank genome assembly. Lineage: Eukaryota; Ciliophora; Oligohymenophorea; Peniculida; Parameciidae.